Messenger RNA from Linderina pennispora, 1278 nucleotides. RefSeq names its product acetyl-CoA c-acetyltransferase, cytosolic enzyme. The coding region runs from base 19 to 1278 and encodes 419 amino acids. The record is from RefSeq and is a predicted model, not a curated record. Lineage: Eukaryota; Fungi; Kickxellomycota; Kickxellomycetes; Kickxellales; Kickxellaceae. Gene Ontology annotation, biological process: fatty acid beta-oxidation. Gene Ontology annotation, molecular function: acetyl-CoA C-acetyltransferase activity. The transcript is spliced from 2 exons.
CCAGAGAUAAAAUAACAAAUGGUUCAGAUUAACUCGACUGAUGCUUUCAUCGUGGGCGGAGCACGCACGCCCGUCGGAGCGUUCGGCGGCACCCUGGCCAAGCUCAGCGCCGUGCAGCUGGGCGUGGUGGCGCUCAAGGGAGCGCUGGCCAAGAGCGGCGUUGCAGCCAGCGAGGUCGAGGAGAUCUACCUGGGCAACGUGAUGAGCGCCAACCUGGGGCAGAACCCGGCGCGGCAGGUAGCGCUGGGGGCAGGCUGCGACGCAUCCAAGGUGGUGGGCACGACAGUCAACAAGGUGUGCGCGUCGGGCAUGAAGGCGGUGACUUUGGCCGCGCAGUCGAUCCGUCUGGGCGAUGCCCAUGUGGCGGUGGCUGUGGGCGCCGAGAGCAUGAGCAACGUGCCGUACUACAUGCCAUCGGCGCGGUUCGGCGGCAAAUUCGGCGCGCAGUCCCUGGUGGACGGUCUGGAGACCGACGGCUUGCUGGACGCCUACAACCACAAGGCCAUGGGGUAUGCGGCCGAGAGCACGGCGGCCGAGUACCAGGCGACGCGCGAGGACCAGGAUGAUUUCGCCGUGGCGUCGUACCAGAAGGCGAUCGAGGCGGCGGCCACGGGGCGGUUUGCCAACGAGAUUGUCGCGGUGGAGGUGCCGCAGGGCCGCGGGCGCCCGCCGGUGCAGGUGACGGCCGACGAGGAGCCGGCCAAGUUCAAUGCCGAGAAGCUGCGCAAGCUGCGCGCGGCCUUCCCGGGCCCCGACGGGUCGGGAUCGGUGACUGCCGGCAACGCGUCGUCGCUGUCGGACGGCGCCGCCGCCCUGGUGGUGGUGUCGGGCGUGUACCUGCAGAAGCUGGUGGACAGCGGUGCUGUGGAUCUGGCGGUGCAGCCGGUGUUCCGCGUGGCCGCGUCGGGCGAGGCCGAGCAGGCGCCCGAGCGCUUCACGACCUCCCCGGCGCCGGCCGUGCGCAAGGCCCUGGCGAAGGCGACCGCCGGCGCUAGCGACAAGGAGGGUGCGAAGCCGGCAGACUUUUUGGACUUUGUCGAGUUCAAUGAGGCGUUUUCGGUGGUGGGCAUUGCCAAUACGCGGCUGCUGGACUUCCCGGCCGACCGCGUCAACGUCAACGGCGGCGCCGUGGGUAUCGGCCAUCCGCUCGGGUGCUCGGGCGCCCGCAUUGUGGUGGCACUGACCACCGUGCUGACCCAGAACGACGCCCGUCGCGGUGCUGCUGCCGUGUGCAAUGGCGGCGGCGGCGCUUCGGCCCUGAUCAUCGAGCGCAUUUAA